Molecule: messenger RNA, 1954 nt
Organism: Gigantopelta aegis
Lineage: Eukaryota; Metazoa; Mollusca; Gastropoda; Neomphalida; Peltospiridae
Product: COP9 signalosome complex subunit 3-like
Exons: 15
Coding region: 6-1280 (424 amino acids)
Biological process (GO): ubiquitin-dependent protein catabolic process
Cellular component (GO): COP9 signalosome
Source: RefSeq, a predicted model, not a curated record
UCAAAAUGGCCACUGCCUUGGAGCAAUAUGUGAACACGGUGCAAAGUUUGUCAUCCCAGGGAAACUUCACGCAACUGUGUGAAUUCAUAAGCAAGAGUGCUGAAGUUUUGACGAAGAAUGCUGCUCAUCUUGACAAUGUGUUGGCAACUCUGGAUGUUCAGCAGCACUCAUUGGGUAUACUUGGAAUAUUAUGUGUAAAGUAUAACCUUCCUCACAUCCCAGACUUUGAAACACUAUAUGUUCAGACCCAGGAGUUUAUUGUGACAUGCAAUGGAGAGCAAGUUAGAUAUGCAACAGACAGCUUUGCUGAUCUUUGCCAUAAAUUCACACACAACCUGGUUGACAAAAAACAACCUCUACGUGGUAUAUCCAUUCUUACAAAAGCCAUACAGAAAAUUCAGCUGUUUCCCAGUCAGCUGACUUCAAUACACUCUGAUCUGUGUCAGCUAUGUUUGCUCUCUAAGAAUCUGAAGCCAGCUUUACAAUUUCUGGAUAGUGAUAUCACCGAUCUCAGCAGAGAGGGUGGACAAUAUGAUGCAAAGGACUUUCUUCUGUAUUUCUACUAUGGUGGCAUGAUUUACACAGCUCUGAAACAGUACAAAAGAGGUCUUUAUUUCUUUGAGAUUGCAGUCACCACACCCAGCAUGGCUGUGAGCCACAUCAUGAUGGAGUCCUAUAAGAAGUUCAUCCUGCUCUCACUCAUUGUCCAUGGUAAAAUACCAAAUCUUCCAAAAUAUACUUCUCAAGUGGUACCAAGAUAUAUCAAGCCAUUAUGCCAGGCCUAUCAUGAUCUAGCCAAUGCCUAUGGAACGAAUAACCCAUCAGAACUACGUGCAGCAGUCUCCAAAAAUACAGAGGUUUAUACUAGGGACACCAAUUAUGGUCUAGUUAAGCAGUGCAUGAUAUCAAUAUACAAGAAAAAUAUUCAAAGGCUGACAAAGACAUUCCUCACCUUGUCCCUGACAGACAUGGCCAACAGAGUUCAACUGUCUGGUUUCAAAGAAGCAGAAAAAUAUGUGUUACACAUGAUUGAAGAUGGUGAAAUCUUUGCCACAAUAAAUCAGAAAGAUGGCAUGGUUCGUUUCCAUGACAAUCCAGAAAAGUACAACAGUUCUUCUACAUUAUUACAUGUGGACCAAGAGAUGCAAAAGUGUAUGCGGCUUGAUGAAAAACUGAAAGAAAUGGACCGAGAAAUCUCAGUUAACCCACAGUAUGUUCAGAAGAGUUCUAGUUCCCAUGAAGAUGACUUACCUGGUUCAUCGAAAGGUCAAGGUUAUUGAAGAAAAAUUAAUCGGAAAUCCUGAUGUGACAUUGUUGAUUAAUUUAUACAAAGUCUGAUGUGAUGAGGCAAUAUGAACACAUGUUAAACUUAAAAGGCAACACUUGUAAAAAAGACGCAUUUGCCCACUACAUGGAACUGUUCACUGUGCCAUAUUUUCCCCAUCAUUCAUCAUUAGAAACUCUUUAAUUUAUAGUUAUCGGUGGACAUAAAUAAUUGAGAUAACUCUUGGUGUAUCGUGUCUUUAAUAAAACAGUUUGCCAGGGUUGUCCAUUGGAAUCUUCCCAAGGUGCUUAUGUUUAUAUCAUUAGUCAGAAUUUAGCUGCUUACUGAUAACAUCAAAUCAUGUACAAUGUGAAUAUAUAUUUAUCUUGUUUCUUUUUAAUACUAGAAGGGUAAAAAUAAAUAUUGGAAUAUGUCCACCACAAAAUUGUAAGAACAUUAGGUGUUUGUUUUUGUUUUUUUAAUCAUUUGCCAAAUGUAUUUCUGUUCAUCCUGAUGUUUGUAAUAACCCCAAAUGCAUUUUGUUCAAAACUGAAAAAGCUGCAUAGGCGGAACGUAGCCCAGUGGUAAAGCAGUCGGUUUGGGAUCAAUCCCUGUUAGUUGAUCCAUUGGGCUAUUUCUUGUUCCAGCCAGUGCACCAUGACUGGUAUAUCAAAGGCUGUGGUAUAUGCU